GUUUACAGCAGAACUAUCUGGGUCCGGACCAGAACUGCGCAGGAUUUCGCAACCUGCCGGUUGAAGUCUCAGACGCGACAAGGAGAGCGUGCAUCACCUGUGUCAGGUGGAUCCUGCUUAGUGAUUGGUCCUGACAAAGACCUGAUGAUGUCAUCAGUGAAGGUUGAGUGCGUGGUGAAGGUGAAUGCUUUGGUUGGUGAAGGACCAGUGUGGGAGGAGUCAGAACAAACAUUGCUGUUCGUCGACAUCAUCGGACAGAAAAUCCACCGCUGGAAUCCAGCAACCAACCAGAUUCAGUCUCUGGAGACAGCUGACACGGUGGGCUUUGCAGUUCCUCGCAGGUCAGGUGGUUAUGUUGCAGGUGUGGGUCGCAGCAUUGUGGCUGUUGAUUGGUCAAAUCAGAAGAUGACAUCACUGGUGGACAUUGAUGAAGACAAACCAAACAACCGAUUGAAUGAUGGGAAGGUUGAUCCAGCUGGGCGGUUGCUGGCAGGUACAAUGGGGAAGGAGGAACGACCUGCACAAGUUCAGAAGAAACAAGGAGCUCUGUACUCUAUAAACUCGGAUCUUACUGUGACCAAACACCUGAGCCAGGUGGACAUAUCCAAUGGGUUGGACUGGUCUCUAGAUCAGAGGACGUUUUUCUACAUCGACAGUUUGUCCCUGACCGUGGAUGCUUUCGACUAUGACCCAAACACUGGACAACUGGGUAACCGACGAGUUGUGUACCACAUGGAGGAAGGAGAGGGGUUUCCUGAUGGGAUGACGGUUGAUGCUGAAGGUCGUCUCUGGGUAGCCUGUUACAAUGGAGGGCGAGUCAUCAAUAUUGACCCAACCACUGGUGUGCGGCUGCAGACUGUGUCUCUGCCGGCGACGAAGACCACCUCAUGUUGUUUCGGAGGUACGGACUACUCGGACCUGUACGUCACCUCAGCCUGUCUGGGUCUGGACCAAUCAGAGAGCGGCCAGCAGCCGCUGGCGGGGAACAUUUUCAGGGUCAAAGGACUCGGGGUCAAAGGUCGGCCAUCACACUCAUUCUCAGGAUGACUUUCAGGAGGCGGAGACUCGAUUCAACUAUGGAAGCCAUCAGAAAGAUGAUUGAUUGAUAGGUAACUGUAGUUAUUGAUCAAUGCUUAAGUGGAUCAAUAAAUUAAUCAAUUGCUGA
This is a messenger RNA of Melanotaenia boesemani (Boeseman's rainbowfish), 1165 nucleotides long. RefSeq names its product regucalcin (gene rgn). Gene Ontology annotation, molecular function: gluconolactonase activity; calcium ion binding; enzyme regulator activity. The record is from RefSeq and is a predicted model, not a curated record. Gene Ontology annotation, biological process: L-ascorbic acid biosynthetic process. The transcript is spliced from 8 exons. NCBI's taxonomy places the organism in Eukaryota, Metazoa, Chordata, Actinopteri, Atheriniformes, Melanotaeniidae. The coding region runs from base 145 to 1047 and encodes 300 amino acids.